Strongylocentrotus purpuratus (purple sea urchin) is the source of this 3916-nucleotide messenger RNA. RefSeq lists its product as uncharacterized. Bases 151 to 1434 code for a protein of 427 amino acids. The transcript is spliced from 2 exons. The record is from RefSeq and is a predicted model, not a curated record. Lineage: Eukaryota; Metazoa; Echinodermata; Echinoidea; Camarodonta; Strongylocentrotidae.
CUACCUCCUUUAUAAUUACAGGAUCUCGAAAAAGAAGAAGACAGCCUUAUCAACGCUCUGGAGAAAGUCCUAGCCGAUGAAGAGGUGAUUGACAACGCAGAGAACGAUUCCGACGACGAAACAGGGAUAACAGAUCGAGAACUGUCUCUUAUGCUUUCCAUGUUGCGUGAUGAUGUUAGCCCCAGCCGCCUCCGAGGGUACUUUGGCGGUAAAUGGAGACCAGCGUACUACCCCUCCGAGUCAUUACAUGUUGGUGCUUUGGAACCUCUUGCUACGGGAUUUUUACCAAGUCGCUACUCAGGCCAGAAAAAGAGGUUCUUGACGGGUGCUUUGGAACCCCUUAGCAGUGGGUUCAUCAAGAAAGGCUUUAAUACAGGUGCCAUGGAACCACUUGGCUCAGGGUUCAUGAAGAAGGGAUUCAACAGUGGAGCCAUGGAACCACUUGGAGCCGGAUUCUUCAAGAAGGGAUUCAACAGUGGGGCCAUGGAACCACUCGGAGCCGGAUUCUUUAAGAAGGGAUUCAACAGUGGGGCCAUGGAACCACUCGGAGCCGGAUUCUUCAAGAAGGGAUUCAACAGUGGGGCCAUGGAACCACUUGGAGCCGGAUUCUUCAAGAAGGGGUUCAACAGUGGGGCCAUGGAACCACUUGGAGCCGGAUUCUUCAAGAAGGGAUUCAAUAGUGGGGCCAUGGAACCACUUGGAGCCGGAUUUUUCAAGAAGGGAUUCAACAGUGGGGCAAUGGAACCACUCGGAGCCGGAUUCUUCAAGAAGGGGUUCAACAGUGGUGCAAUGGAACCACUCGGAUCAGGGUUCAUCAAGAAAGGUUUCAACAGUGGUGCCAUGGAACCCCUCGGAUCAGGAUUCAUUAAGAAAGGGUUCAACAAUGGUGCCAUGGAACCCCUAGGAUCAGGAUUUAUCAAGAAGGGCUUCAACAGUGGUGCCAUGGAACCUCUAGGAUCAGGAUUCAUCAAGAAAGGCUUCAACAGUGGGGCCAUGGAACCCCUCGGAUCAGGAUUCAUCAAGAAAGGUUUCAACACUGGUGCCAUGGAACCUCUAGGAUCAGGAUUCAUCAAGAAGGGCUUCAACAGUGGUGCAAUGGAACCACUCGGAUCAGGAUUCAUCAAGAAAGAUUUCAACACUGGUGCCAUGGAACCUCUAGGAUCAGGAUUCAUCAAGAAGGGCUUCAACAGUGGAGCCAUGGAACCACUCGGAGCAGGAUUCUUCAAGAAGGGGUUCCACGCGGGUGCAAUGGAACCACUCUCAUCUGGAUUUAUUGACGGCAAACGCGGUUUCUACAACGGUGCAAUGGAGCCUUUAAGUGCAGGAUUCCACCAAGGAAAGAGAGGGUUUCACGAAGGUGAAAUGGACAAAGACAAGAAAGGGUUUCAUAAUGGUGCUAUGGAGCCGCUCAAAUCAGGCUUUCUAAAAGACUAGAUUUCACCUUCCUGUCUAUUCUGGACUUCUUGCUUUCGUUCGGUCCCGACUUCAAAGGUAUAUUUAGAAUAUCAACAGCCAUCCCUAAACAUCAUCUUUCUUGGGAAUCACAAUAUAUUAGUUUUUUUAUGCUGGUUUACUAACUCUAUUCUUGUUUACGAUGUAUAGCUCUUGAAAUAUUGUAACCUUGACUAACUUUAAUUUCAAUUUAAGUUUGAAAGAGAUUUAUUUUACUAUAACUCUUUACACUGUAUAUUAUCACCUUUCUGCUUCCAUCUGUAGAUCAGACACGUACUAAUAACCCAUCAAUCUUAACCUCCAUGAGGUUGUGACCGGUGAAUUAUUGUUCUUUUGACGAAGAUGGAGAUGAGUGUCCCCAAAAGUUCAUCCGCACGCAUACAAAUGUUGCGUUGACCUUUUAUCACCAGUUAUAAAUUUUCCCGUUCUUCGCUAAAACGACUAAUCUUUGGAUUUUCAAAUGGGUGUUCUUUUGCAACGUUCCACUUUCCUUUUGUUAUAAUGAACUUAGCGCGUCUAAUAUUGCUAUAAGACGUCAGAUCUUUAUUUUAGCAUAAACGUUGGUCUAAGUAAGAAACUGAGGAACAGAUUAAAUGAAAAUGUAGCCAGAGGAGGAGAAAACGUAGCGUUUAUUAAAUUCAUUAUAUUUGUUGCUUUGCUAUAAGUAUUUUCGUGAAACAUUCCAGAAAUGCACGCAGAUUAUUGAGGAUGUAAAUUAGUCGUGUUGGCAUUGUCAUUUAUGAACUUCUAUUUUUUAUGUUGGUGUCAUGUUUUCCAAGGAUUAAGUUUGUGUCUGCGAGUUCGUAGAAAUGUUGUUCGAAAAAUUGUCACCGUCUGAUUAUCAAAAUAUUCUUCCUCUGUCAAGCAAACGGGAUUUAGCUUCAUAACUUUUAUUUCUGUUAAAUGAAAUGCAGACUUUAUAAGAAUUCUUUCGAAUAUACUUUUAUUCUUACUUUUAUUUUUGCUUUAUCAUUUUAUGAAAUAAAUCGUCUUACGUCGAGUCUUGUUCACGUUUAUCAUUCUGAUGUUGUUGAUAGUUUGUAAUAAAAAUGGGUUAUGUUUGUAUGUCCAAGUCAAAAGAAGAUAAUGGAGGAUAGUAAUAGCGUAUCUUUCAAAGAGUGAAAACAGUGUACGCCCCACCCCUCCCGAAAAAUUGUGCGAUGCAUAAUAGAUCAAAAUAUAAUAUUCAACAUUUAUAAUGACAAAAAUACUACCACUUGUGACAACACGGCCAGGAAAUCAAACGCCCAAAUAAUUAUAUUUCCCACCAUAAAAAAUGUUAACAAUAAAGAGAAUCGUGUACCUUAUCUACUGUUAUUAUGCAGAAUUACCAUAUGGUCAAAGAGGGCAAAAAUGUAUUAAUUUCUAGCAUCUAUGAUCAACAAUUCAAGAACUUGUAAAUUGUUGAAUACUACACCUCUAAAAAUGAUAGCGCAUUUACAUGUUAGAACGUUGUAAAUGUGCGUUUUCCUUACUGGCAACUCCAUUUAGCCAUGAUGGCAGAAGUAAAAUAAAUAAGGAAGGACGGUGGCUAAUCCUGCCGUCAAAUAUGAGAGCGGUCGGUUUUUACAUAAGCUUCGAUGUGUGUUUUAUUCAUGAUUUGGGGAGAGAUUCUCUCUUUUUCUGUCUUUCCUUCUUUUCUAUAUCUCUACCAGCCACCCCUUCAAUAAUACUACUUCGAAAGAGUGUUUAAAAGCGUCAUGUUCAUAACGCAAAUUGUUGAAGGCGCUGAGAGUGUACAUGAAAAAUAUUAAUUUUAACUAAAAUUAUCUUUUUAUCUAUGAAUCUCUCCCCUUCUCUGUGUCUAAAUUUCUUCUUCUCCGAUUUGUGUAUACUUUGUACUCUUAGUUGUCCUUAGUCCGAUAUUGAAAUUCUAUCGUCUACCAUGUCAACAGUACUCAACUUAUAGAAAUGCAAAAGAUAUUUAUGAUGAAUUACAAUCAAAGCAAGGAUUGUGCGCAUGACUUUUUUGUUCUGUGUGUAAAAGUUGGAAUUCAGAUUUUUAAUUUGAUUUAACACUAAAUUAAAAAUAGUCAUUAGUAGCAUGCCGACAUUAGGGUAUAUGUGAUAGACGAGAAUUAUUACUAAUGUUAAUAAGAUUGAGUAUUACUUUACCAAUUGUGUCACACACCAAUUCAAGCAUAAAUAUAGUCUUUAAAUUGAAAAAAAAAUGUCGCCUAGUAACAUGUUCAUCUGUUAAUGUUUCCAUGUUUAGCUAAAAAAAAAAAGGUCAGCGAUUUUUAAACACAGAAAUCACAAACUUAUUCUUUUUUUCAGUUUGUUAUUUUCGCCAUGCAGCUUCAACCCAUAAGUUGGACGAAGGUGUGUUUUUUGAAGCAGAUAUACCUGUCUGACGAUUCAUAAAAAGUGAUGCUUUGAGCAUGCCGACUGUAUUCUGUAUCAUACGUAAUGUGAAUUAUAUCUAUCAAUAAAUUUAAAUCAAAAGAAUACUUCUUACAACCGA